AUGGGAGAGCGGCGGGCGCGGGCGGCGCGGGAGCGGGGAAGGUGGCGGCGCGGCGCGGCUUGCCCCCACUGUAGGGUGCUGGCGGAGGCAGUGGUGCACUUCCCGCAGACGCUGGCGGAGGUGACGCUGGGAGCUGGCGCUGGAGGCCGAAUCGAGCUGCGCAGCCACCUGGAGGAGGGCAGCGAGCCCGGCAAGGCCAUGGUGACGGAGCUGUGGUUGGCGCCCGAUGAGUUCCAGGAGGUGGCAGUGGUGCCCGGCUCCCGCAUCACUUUCUGCCUCAAGGAGUUCAGGGGGCUCCUGAGUUUCGCCGAGGCCUCCAGCCUGCCCCUCACCAUCCACUACGAUGAGCCCGGCAGGCCGGCCAUCUUCACCCUGGAUGACCCCCUGAUGGAGGCACACCUCGUCCUGGCCACCCUCCUGGACCCAGAGAGCGACUCCCAGCCACCCCCUGCCACCAAUGGCAUCUCCCACCCACCUGCCCCCUCCGAUGACUUCGCCGACGACCUCGAGUCCUACAUGGUGGCCUUGGAAAGCAGCGCCUGUGAGGGGGAGGCAGGGGCACCCCCUAGCCCCACCUUCUCCCUGCACACUCCUCGCCCUGCAGAAAGCCACCCCGAGGAGGAGGAGGAGGACAGAGCUGUGCCAGGGACACCCCCUCACAAGAAGUUCCGCUCGCUGUUUUUCGGUUCUGUGCUGACGUCGGGGGGGACUGGCCCAGGCCCCAGCCAGGAGGUGCUGGCAGAGGACAGCGAUGCUGAGUGCUGAGAGCCCCCACCCCAAUGCCACGUCGCAGCAGCUGGCACUGCCUGGCCGUACAGGAUGAUCCCAAAGCCACAUCUUAAGACCCAUUACAAGUUUAUUCCCCAAAAAAGCCUCCUGCCCUGCCUCCACUGCCAUCCAGGGGGCGGGUCCUGCCCCAGAGGGCACGUUUGGUACAGUAGAAAGUGGCAGGGGGGGCAGGAUCUUACAAAUAAAAAAACGAAUGGAGAGAG
This is a messenger RNA of Numida meleagris (helmeted guineafowl), 992 nucleotides long. It is a transcript of the gene RAD9A, whose product is annotated as RAD9 checkpoint clamp component A. Lineage: Eukaryota; Metazoa; Chordata; Aves; Galliformes; Numididae. The transcript is spliced from 7 exons. The coding region runs from base 1 to 765 and encodes 254 amino acids. Gene Ontology annotation, biological process: DNA repair; cellular response to ionizing radiation; DNA replication checkpoint signaling. Gene Ontology annotation, cellular component: checkpoint clamp complex. The record is from RefSeq and is a predicted model, not a curated record.